Messenger RNA from Durusdinium trenchii, 1179 nucleotides. NCBI's taxonomy places the organism in Eukaryota, Dinophyceae, Suessiales, Symbiodiniaceae. The record is from the annotation of a GenBank genome assembly.
AUGCUGGACGUGCUGCUGCUGGUAGAAGUUGUAAAUGUUCCUGUUGACGAUGUGGAGCUGGACCUGGUGAUCGUGCUGGUUGUGCUGGUGAUGCUUGACAGUGUCGUUGUGGAGCGGGUGUUGCUGGACGUGGUGCUGUGCGUGGAGGUUUUACUGCUCGUAGUGACUGUACGAGAUCUGGUUGUGCUUGUAGAAUGGGUAGUGCUGGAUGUAGUGCUACUGGUUGUGGUCAAGGUGGUGCUGGCUGUGGUGCUGCUGGAUGUGGUGCUGAUGGAAGAGAUGGUCCUGCUACUUGUGGCAGUGCUUGAGCUGGUGCUUGAGCUGGAUAUGGUAGUUGUCGAAAGGGUUAUGCUGGACGUGCUGCUGCUGGUAGAGGUCGUGCUACUGGUUGUGACAGUACUUGAGCUGGUGCUUGAGCUGGAUGUGGUCGUUGUGGACAGGGUUGUGCUGGAUGUGCUGCUGCUGGUAGAGGUGGUGCUGCUGGUUGUGGAAGUCUUGGAGCUGGUGCUUGAGCUCGAUGUGGUAGUUGUGGACAGGGUUGUGCUGGACGUGCUGCUGGUGGUAGAGGUAGUGGUGCCAGUUGUUGUACUGCUUGAGGUGGUAAAGGUUCUACUGGAAGAAGUGGAGGUUACCGUGCUGGAAGUCGUCCUAGAUCUUGUGGUUGUUGACAAGCUGAUGCUGGUUGUGGUGCUGCGGGUAGAGGUGCUACUGCUAGUUGUUGCAGUGCUUGAGAUGGUGCUUGAGCUAGAUGUCAUAGUUGUGGAAAUGGUGCUACUGCUCAAUGUGCUGCUGCUGGAGGUGGUGCUGCUAGUUGUGACAGUGCUUGAGCCGGUGGUUGUGCUGGAUGUAGUAGUUGUAGACAGGGUUGUGCUGGACGAAGUGCUACUGGUCGAAGUGCUGCUGGCCGAGGUAGAGCUGCUAGUUGAAGUAGUCCUCGAGCUGGUGCUUGAGCUGGACGUUAUAGUUGUGGAGGAGGUGGUGCUGGAUGUUUUGCUACUAGACCUGGUGCUGCUGGUAGAGGUGGUGCUAGACAUGGUACUGGUAGUGGAAGUGAUGGUUAUGGAAGUGCUAGCAGUCGUGGUAGUGGUGACUGAGCUAGAGGUCGUCCCGAAGAGCCCCACUGAAGCCACCAUGAAGCAGGAUGGCAGAACGGCCUGCGUCCCACACAGCGACAUGACU